AUGCGAGUCACUCCCUCGAUCCCCGCGAUUUCACUUGUGAUGGCUAUCGCAUUGGUGUCACCAGCGCUUGGCUCACACAUUUGCGCCGCUCUGCCGCCCUACUCGCUGACUAACGCCGUGCAGCAGCACCCUGAACUCCAACAAGCGUACGACACCGUCAAGGCGAACGCAGUAGCGACUUGGUACACUGAUCGAGGCUGGCCCAGUCAAAUCCCAGACCUCCUUGCACAGUGCCAAGGCGACAUUCCGUCCAUUGUCAUCUACGGUUUGCCAGACAAAGAUUGUGGCGACGGAGGGUUUUCCCAAAGCGGUGACAACAAAAACGCCGACAUGUACCGCACGUGGAUUCAAACUUUGGUCGGUCAAGUGGGCCAACGCCAAGUCAUUUACGUGCUGGAGCCCGAUGCAGUGGGGCUGGUCGCUGCCGGGGGAUGUGGGGUCCAGAAGGGGUACUUGCAGAACUUGAAGGUGGCGGUGGGGCUACUCGCGUCAAAUGCAAAUGCGCACAUUUACGUGGACGUGGCAUCCUGGGCCGACCAAAAUCAAGCUGUGAAUGUCCUCGUUGAGCUCAAAACCGCUGGAAGGCUCAAACGGAAUCGCCAUCAACACUGCCAACUACCGCCCUACCAGCGAGUUAAACGACUUGUGCCAAUCGUACUCGACGGCGACGGGUGGGUUGCAUUGUGUCUUGGACGUGUCGCGCAAUUUCAACGGCUCGCCCCAGAACGAAUGGUGCAAUGCUCGGUCGGCGGGGAUGGGGUCGCCCCCCACAGACGCUACCAACCAUCCUUUGGGGAAAGCGAUGGCGAGUGCACAGGGCGAAGUUCCGAUGCUAUGGUCGGACCCGCGGCCGGUCAGUUCUUUUUUGAUGGCUUCAAGUCAUUGUGGAACCAAGGCUACUACGUCGUGACUAUGGGUCUCCCGAAGAUUAGGGAAGGCGGAGUUUCGAAAAGUUACACUGCGCCAUCUAGCUCGACGAGCCCCUCGCAUCCGUCGAAGGACUCCCCCGAACCAACGUAUGAGGGCGUUAAACUCUAUGCCCAGUGCGGAGGCUUACGUUACACCGGGGCUACGAAAUGCAAGCAAGGGCUGGACUGCCAUCGGUGGAAUGAAUGGUACUCUCAGUGUAUCUCCCCCGAUGUUGGACGAAUCCCUGCCAAAACCAGUGUCGUGACAUCUCCUGAGUCUACGAAUUUCACGGACCCUCCCAUCACGCUCCAUCAAGUUCCAGCGUGGCAUCCAUGUGGAGGCGUUAACUACACUAGCCCCACAGAAUGCCUCGAUGGCUAUGAAUGCAAGUCAACCGACGACGAUCUGAGCCAAUGCGUUGAGCAAGUUGUGGCGGCGGAUCAACGCAUCGCAGCGUGGCAGCAGUGCGGUGGGGUGGAUUACUACGGUUCAUCUACUUGCGUUAGCGGCUUUGUGUGCAAGCCAACGGACGACAACUAUAGCCAGUGUGUGGCGAUAGCUACGCCCACGUCUGUAGCCAAGAAUCCUGCCAGUCAUAGGCAAAGUGAACUUCGAGUACCAGCGUGA
Molecule: messenger RNA, 1536 nt
Organism: Aphanomyces astaci
Lineage: Eukaryota; Oomycota; Saprolegniomycetes; Saprolegniales; Verrucalvaceae
Exons: 2
Coding region: 1-1536 (511 amino acids)
Biological process (GO): cellulose catabolic process
Cellular component (GO): extracellular region
Molecular function (GO): cellulose binding; hydrolase activity, hydrolyzing O-glycosyl compounds
Source: RefSeq, a predicted model, not a curated record